UUGGGUUUGCCAUUGCCGCGAACCGAGACUAAAAGACAAAAAUAGAACACAAUUCAUUUAAGAAUGGAUCGAAGUUUGAGUUUCGGAAAACCAGGAAGAGUCAAGCUCUGAUGAGACAAUAAACUUUCUUAGUGUUCAUGGAACUAUGGCACAAUACGUUGAAAAUGAAAACGAAAGGCGGAUAUUUGGCAGUUUUACCAGAGAGUUGUGGACAGUCUUCAAGAAGUAUGAUGAUGAUGGUAAACUGAAGAUCUCCAACAUCCGUUCAGCUUUCAAUGAUCUCAACCUUUUCCCUUCAUAUUCUCAGGUCCAAGAGAUGGUGCAUUGUGCUGUGGAGUAUGGCAGUCCUUGCAUGGCUGAUCAUGUAACGUUUGGGGAAUUCUGUGUGCUGGUGGAUGAGCUGCGGCACCAUUAUGAAACAUGCUUUACCCAGCCACUUCCACAAUCCGUUCUGCCCAGCAAAGUGCAGGCUCAUGGCACUGAAGGAAGACGGAAGCGAAAAGAUAGCUCAUCCAAUUUUCAAGUGUUCCUUGGUGGAUCUUGUGGUUCACCCAAAGGGCCAAGUCUUUGGCGACAGCAAGAAGCAAUCCCAUACCUUAAACAACAUAAUAUUACAUUUUACAAUCCACAGGUUAACACCUGGCGACCAGAGCUAAUAGAACUAGAAGACAGGGCAAAACAGGUGGCUGACCUGCUGCUCUUUGUAAUCGAGAAUUGUACAAGAGCUGUUGUCUCCCUUUGUGAAAUAGCCUAUCUUGUUGGUUGCCAGCGGCAAAUCGUUGUCAUGUUCAAAGAUCUGAAAGGAGAUGUGUUCUCUGUCUGCGAUGAGACCAUUUCAGAAAGAGAAAAGGAGGAUUUGCGACGUGGACGACAGGUACUCAUUGACAUAAUAGAGCGAAAUGGUAUUCCAGUCUUUGACAACAUGAAUAAAGCCUUGGACUGUUUGUCCCUCAACAUUCAUCAGGGUGUUAGGAUACAAGACCUGACACUUUCGCAUGGUGCUCAGCCUGUGAAACAUGGUCAUAUGCUUGUAGGGGAAGCACUGCUUAAACUCCGGGAAACCUUCAACUCGAUUACAUGUGACAGUGAGGGCAGAAUCACCAAAGACGAGCUGCGGCUUGGCUACCGGUGUUUUACUGGCCGUGAGUUGAGUGCAUCAAAUUUGCACCAGAGAAGACCAGACAAGCUUUCAUUCUCAUUUGAAGAGUUCUGCUGUAUUGUCACUGAAUGCAAGCGCCAGAGGCCUUCAGUGGUGUCCUCACUAUGCACUGCACUGUUUAACCCAUUUCGAUGGAUUGCAGAGAAAUUUGGCUCGCAGAAGGUCACACAUGCUGACUGUGUAGAUGUUCAUGAUAUCUAUCUUGGUGGAAGCUGUGGAGACACAAACUGGAGGGAAGACAUUGCACUUCCACUCAUAAAACGACAUGGCGUGUCCUUCCACAACCCGCAUGUCACUGAAUGGUACAACUCUCUAAUUCCCAUGCAGGUUGCAGAGAGAGAGAAGUGCCGUCUGAUGCUCUAUGUCAUCACAAAUACAACACGAGCUGUUGCAGCUAUGGUUGAGGCUGCAUAUUAUAUUGGUCUUGGCUGCCGUGUGGUUCUGUGCUUGCAAAAACUACAGCCUAAUAUUCCUAUCAGCAGUGAAGAGGUAACCCAUUGUGCACUUCAGGAUUAUAACCGGGGUCGUGCAUAUCUGAGUGACAUGGCCAGCCGUGAAGGUGUUCCUGAGUUUGAAGAUGUUGCCGAGGCUGUAGAGUGUGCCAUAAACCAGAUAAAUGAAAUGCACAGCUUGCAAGGAACAUAAUGUAGCUUUCAUACUUUAGGAUUGAAAGGAUUUACUUUUCACAUCUCCACCAUUUUUUAUCAGAUGAAACAUGCAGCCACACUUGGUGCUUUGAUAAGCACUUUGGUCUGUAUUCUGCAACACUGACACAGACCGUGUGUGUGUGUGCACGGGUACUUGAAAAGUAAGACUGCGAGCAGUGUCUAAAAGGUGAUGCAUUUAUAGGCGAGGACUGCAGAGUGUCCUGUGCAGCACCUGGAGUUGAGCAAACUUUGUAUAGGGGGCAUUGUGAUCAUCUUUUUGUGAUGUCUUGUAGUCACCAAGCUUCCUUUGUUUAAUUUGCCAUCGAAGUGUGAUCCUUACUCAGAGUCAUUACCUGGACAUUCUUCUGUAUUGCAUUUGGUAGUGAUAUUUUUCCAGGCCAUCUCCUACCUCAUAUUUUCAGCGCUACUGCUUGCUGAGAACAGUAAAAUAAUGCUUACCAUCUUAUGUAUUUAGGACAGAUCAUCUUCCUUUCCCCAUCCAAUAUCUGAUUAGGAUUUUCUUUUUCUUUUCUACAAAAAGCAAGAAAUAUGCAGAAGCUGGAAAAAGCUGAGUCAUAAAGCAAGAUGUCUAUGUCAAGCAAAUAAUAUUGGCUGUUGGGCAGGCAAAAAUGUGUUAAGCAUUAGAUGUUUCAAGGGGUGUGAAAUAAGCUAUUCAAUGAUACUGGGACAAGAUGCUUCAAACCAUCAGCAAAAUAAAAUGGUUAUGCUGUCAGAUUAAAAACAGAUAUAAGAAGGAAAUAAUUGAGACGUAUUAAACCUUUGAGCUGAUUAUUGUCUAAGAGUAGAUGGAAGCAGUGGCAAAUACUUGCGAGGAACCUUUGCAGCCUGCAACUACAAGUGUUGUAAGAACUUUGGGGUGGGGGGCAGAGAUACCGAAGAGGCAAGAAUGUGUCAUUUAAGGAUGGAGUUUACACCCCUAAAAGCCAAGCAUCUUCCUGCGCCACUGCAAGGAGUCAGGAGGGUCGUUCUUUAACUUUCACAGGUUGAUGCCAGCCAUCAUUCCUAAAAAGAGUUGCAUUAGUUGAAAUGGUUUUUUUUUUUCUUUUUGAAAUGUUUUAAAAUGGAUUGCUCAUGCAUUUACUGGAUGAAAUUGAGAUUGCUCCAUGUCGAUUUGUGUGUGCAAGUCUCCUUGAUAUGCAUUGUGCUGUUGUGUGUAGCAGGUUGACCCAAUCUUCCUUUCAUCUUCAAAAGGUUGAAUAAGAUUCCCAUAACUCAUUUUAUGACGAUGUGACAAAACUUACAGGCAUAAAUAAUCCUUGGAAUUCAUGCCCUUCUCAUGUGAUCAGUGUCACAUUAUCUGUGUGCACAUUUUGUUUACAAGUAAACUUUUUUGGAGGGGGGAGGGACAAGGAAGUAAUAUUCUAGCACUUUAUUGUUUAAUAAAUCUGGGAAGUGUAUUAAGGCCCCUGAUUUCAUUAAAUCUACAGUUUUAUGAGAUUUUACACCAUUGAUGUUUCCAUGUUGCUGCACUUCGCAUGACUGGCUGCCGACCUUCACUCUAACAGGAAAAAGGCAUACCAUAAAAUUACAAAACAAAAGCUUAAGAUGGAUCGCUUCCUUAAUUUUCAUGUGUUAACAUCAAAGCACCCUAUGCAGGAAGAGGUAAUCAGCAAGUGAUGGUGGUGGUUAAAUCAGCCUGCUACACAACUAUCUAGUGCUGAAACCAUUGUGAUCACAGACUUCAGAUGAUGCAUGUGUAGGACAGCAUCAGGAAGCAUUUCCAAUGUACUUGACCAGCUUCGUUGAAAAUUGAAAGGUGCCUUACCUGUGGAUCCAAGCUCGCUAAGCCAGUCAUUUUGAAAUAGCCAAAGUUUAAAUACAAAAUUCUUUGUCAACAAUAGUUUAUACAAUGCUGUCAGAAUGUAGAGAUCAAGUGUGUGACAUGGAAAGAGAUCUGUAUCUUCAUCUAUUUAGAACAAAUUAUUUUGAGAAUGACUAAGAUUGGGUUAACAAUGCUCUUUUGGUUUUUGCUUUGGGACAUUUUAAGGUUAAGUCUGGGAGUCAUGAAGUCAUGAAAAUGAUUGUAGCAUUGCAGUGAAGUACUUGUGAAAUAGCUUGUAAACGCCAGUGGUGAAUGUCUAAUGUGUACCUGUUAUUGCUUUCAUUUUGAUUGGAAGCCUUCACAGUAUACAUAUGUGAAGCAGAUAUGAUUAUGUUGCAUGUUUGCAAAACAAUUUUUUUUUGGUGUGUGUGUGGAGGGAGAAUGGAAUGUGUCAGACAGGCAAGAUCUGUAGUGUAAAUCACACACAUUCUCUGUUGAAAGCCAUCAAUGGUGCUCAAAUUGUAUUAUGAUCUGUGAUGCUUGAGAACCUGGGACUUUUGAGUAUCUUAAUUAUUGUAAUUUUCUUAUCCUUUGCAAGAUUUUUAUCUUUUGAGCAGUACUCGAUUCACUUGUGCCCUUACUUGUCCCCGUUUAGCAAUUAGGUCUUGUAUAAUUGUGUACAUAAGCAUUUCUAAUGUUUUUGUAACUUUUUUGCAAUGUGGCUUUAAAUGAUUAAAACACUUUUUACAAAGCAGAAAAGAUAAUAAAAAGCCGUGGUCGUCUUGAACUAGCAUAA
Pomacea canaliculata is the source of this 4385-nucleotide messenger RNA. RefSeq lists its product as uncharacterized. Bases 146 to 1804 code for a protein of 552 amino acids. NCBI's taxonomy places the organism in Eukaryota, Metazoa, Mollusca, Gastropoda, Architaenioglossa, Ampullariidae. The transcript is spliced from 17 exons. The record is from RefSeq and is a predicted model, not a curated record. Gene Ontology annotation, cellular component: plasma membrane.